Molecule: messenger RNA, 3264 nt
Organism: Spinacia oleracea (spinach)
Lineage: Eukaryota; Viridiplantae; Streptophyta; Magnoliopsida; Caryophyllales; Amaranthaceae
Exons: 6
Coding region: 1-3264 (1087 amino acids)
Molecular function (GO): nucleic acid binding; RNA-DNA hybrid ribonuclease activity
Source: RefSeq, a predicted model, not a curated record
AUGGCUGAACUUCCAACUGACUGCGGAAAAACCAAGGGUAAAUCAGAACUCCCAGCCAGAAAAGGAGUGUUUAAGCACGGGUCCAACACUCAAUGUGACGCGGCAGCUAGCCAGCCUGCGGCCGUCAUUCCUGUUCGACCCUUGCUGGAUGGUCCUCACGGGGUCAAUCCUAAGCAUGAUAAUGGUAGGAUGGUAGAGUUUCGGUCAGAAGAUUCUGACUCGCCUAUGAGGAGGCGCAACCUGGAGGAAGCUAGUCGGCAUGUCAAGGAGGUUCGUCCGGGAAGAAGGACGAGACGAAUCUUGCAGAAGAAAAACGCGGACCGUUACUCUCUAGGGGCUCCUGUAAGACAGCAUGAGAGCGUCGCCCGAAGGAAGAAUGGCUGUAGCUCCGAAGAAAAAAGGGGGCGAAGGAGGACGUCCUCUAGAGGUCCCUUUAAGUUCAAUACGGCCCUUGACGAGAUCCUUCUUGCAGAAGGACCAAGUUUGGGAAUAGAACUGUCUCCCCGACGAUCGUCCACCUCCUGCCCACAAGUACCUUUCUGUGCUUUUCACAACGACGAAGGGCAUGACACUCAAAGUUGCCGGAUGUUGAGGAAGAUAUUAACUGAUCGCGUGACUGAAGGGCACCUUCGCCAGUACGUCCAUCUAGAGGAUGCACAUGAAGGAGCGAGCCCCACCUCUAAGUACACAAAUGAAAGAAUUAUGGUAAUAUCCGGAGGGAUAGCGGCAGGAGAACCAUGUAAGGAGGGACGACAAAAAGGCCCACCUCAUCUUCGCCCAGCACAGAGGAACCUACCCUCUGUAGAAAUUUCCGAAGACGACUAUAGAAGGGCGGCCACACCAUAUGAUGAUGAUCCUCUGGUUAUUGAGGUUAAGGUGGCUAAUCUUAAGGUAAAGAGAGUACUGGUGGAUACGGGAAGCUCGUCUGACAUAAUCAGUCUGCAAUGCCUGCGGAAAUUAAGGCACAAUCCAGGAGACAUAGAGCAAGUUUACGGGCCCUUGGUAGGAUUCGGGGGGAGCAUCGUUCGUCCAAUCGGUUCCAUUUUGCCGCCGGUUUCUUUUGGAGUUCCCCCAGUAGUCAAAGAAGUUGCCAUCAGCAACGGACGCGUUGGAUCCCUCUAUGGAAAUCAACAGUUGGCCAGGGAUUGUUACUUGUCGACGUUGGAGCCAACGGCCUGGGGAGCUUCUCCGAAGGGAAAGGAACAAACUAAACCUCUAGCGAGUCGCCGUAAAACCCGGAAAAUUCCGACAGAGCACAAUGCAGAAAGACGACAUGAGCCAGUGGGAGCACUUUAUGAUGUAAUUCUGGACUUAGCGGAUCCGUCUCGAACAGUCCCCAUUGGGGUCCACCCUGACGACCCUAUGUCAGCAGCGUUAGUGCAGCUACUCCAAGAAUAUAAGGAGAUAUUUGCCUUCACAGUAGAGGAGAUGCCCGGUAUAAACCCGGCGGUGGCCGUGCAUAAGUUGAAUGUGGACAGUACUGUGAAGCCAGUACGACAAAAGAAAAUGAAUCAUGGAGAAGCAAGAAAUUUGGCCGCCGCUGCCGAGGUCAAGAAACUAAUGGAUGCAGACUUCAUACGCCCAUGCCAGUACCCAGACUGGGUAGCCAACGUAGUCCUGGUACCCAAGCCCAAUAAGAUGUGGAGAAUGUGCGUUGAUUACACUGAUCUCAAUAAAGCAUGCCCUAAAGACAGCUUCCCACUGCCGAAGAUAGACCGACUCGUCGACUCCACUGCUGGACAUGCCAUGAUGAGCUUCAUGGACGCCUACUCCGGAUUCCACCAAAUUCCAUUAUGGCCCGAAGAUCAGGAGAAGACGUCUUUCGUCACAGAACAAGGAUUGUACUGCUACAAAGUAAUGCCGUUCGGUUUAAAAAAUGCCCCUGCUACCUUUCAAUGGUUGAUAAACACAGUUUUCGUAAAGCAGCUGGGGAGGUAUAUAGAAGCCUAUAUUGACGACAUGAUUGUAAAAAGCAAGCAGAAGAAGGAUCACCUUGACGACUUGAGAGAAACCUUUGAAACCGUCAGGACAUACCAGAUGAGACUCAAUCCCAAGAAGGGCAUUGAAGCAAAUCCGGACAAAGUGCAAGCGGUCAUUGAUAUGAUGUCGCCAAGGACGGUUAAAGACGUGCAACGCCUCACUGGAUGUCUCGCCGCCUUGGGACGAUUCUUAUCUAGAGCUGCAGACAAGUGUCACUACUAUUUCAGUACCAUCAAAAAGGGGACCCAGUUUGAGUGGACGACGCAAGCUGAGGCUGCCCUCCUCCGUCUAAAAGAACAUCUGCACACCUUGCCACAGCUGGUCAGCCCCCUCUUGGGGGAAGUUUUGUAUCUGUAUCUUGCCAUCUCAGAAUAUGCGCUAAGCGCCGUCUUGCUUACAGAGAGGGAGGGAACGCAACUACCUGUGUACUUUGUCAGUCACAUGUUGCAAAAUGCUGAACUCAAAUAUCCAACGGUCGAAAAUUUUGGUUUUACUCUGUUCUUGGCUAGUAAGAAGCUUCGUCCAUAUUUCUUGGCCCAUCGAUUGGUGGUAUACACGGAUCAACCGCUUAAGCGACCUUUCACCAACCUUGAAGCGUCAGGAAGAAUGCUCAAUUGGGCAAUUGAGCUUCACGCGUUUGAUAUCUCAUAUGAACCAAGGAAGUGGAUAGUGCAUGUGGACGGCUCUGCUACUCAGAAGGGGUCAGGAGCCGGCAUUAUCUGUGAGUCACCAGAAGGAGAUAUCUAUGAAUAUACAAUGCGAUUCAACUUUCAGGCAUCAAACAACGAAGCCGAAUACGAAGCCCUGAUAUGUGGAAUUCAGAUGAGCAGAGCCGCAGGGGCAGCAGACGUCCUCGUUUUGUCUGACUCGCAAUUAAUUGUCAGUCAGGUCAAAGGAGAGUAUGAGGCUAAGGACGAGGCCAUGAUAAGAUAUUUGGAAAAAGUCCGCCAAGAAGCCCAACAGCUGUCUAACUUUGAAGUAAAACACAUCCCCCGGUCUGAAAACAACAAGGCAGACGCUUUAUCUAAACUGGCAAGCUCAGCAUCCUGCGACACCCCACGUCAUGUAUUCUGGGAGGUAGAAAGAUUACAAAAGAAAUGUACAUGGUUUGAGAUAUGGAAUGGAACACUAUACAAAAAGGCCUUCUCACGGCCACUUCUCCGCUGUGUAACCCCCGAGAAGGGGCAAGAGGCGGUCUUGCUGAGAAAUCCUUCUGAAAAGAAUGUCAUCAAAACUCUCGGAGAAAUGCAAACUAAUGCUCUCCCAAAAAGACUAGUCGUUUAA